Molecule: messenger RNA, 612 nt
Organism: Hordeum vulgare subsp. vulgare (domesticated barley)
Lineage: Eukaryota; Viridiplantae; Streptophyta; Magnoliopsida; Poales; Poaceae
Exons: 1
Coding region: 131-421 (96 amino acids)
Source: RefSeq, a predicted model, not a curated record
CCGACCCUCCGUCUCUCCCGUGCCACCCGAACCACACGUACGCAGCACGCAUCCGCCAUAGCCACUGCUCCUCUCCUAGCUAGCUUGCUCGUUCCCCGGCGCCGGCGGCGAAGGAAGGCAGGCAGACGAGAUGGCCAAGUACGUGGAGAUGCUGGACAUGGGCGUGCGCAUCGCGGCCAGGUUCCACUCCCACUGCCCGCAGACGGCGCGCAUGUACUACAAGCCGCCGCACUCCGCCUCCACGUCGGGCGCCGCCGAGGGCACCACGACGGAUCGGAUGAAGGCGGCCGGCGGCUUUGACGGCGAGGGCGACGCGGCUGCUGGCUUCCGGCCCUUCGCCGCGGCGGGAGCUCUCGGCGCCGGCGUCCAGCCCCGGUUCGGCUUCGACACCGCGCAGGUCGUCAUCUACGAGGUCGUGUGACUUGAGGGGCUUGAAAUGAACAACGGCGACGAGUUCUUCGGGGGAGCUAGAGAUCUCUUGGAUGAGAACAUAUUUUUUUGCGGCCGAUGAGUUGAUUGAUUGUACUACUGCUUGUGUAUAACAUCAUUCUUUUAGUUAGUUUGGGUCCUUGCUGGAAUUGAUCAAAGACUGAAUUUUCUCGUUCUUGCUUA